Cuscuta campestris is the source of this 2871-nucleotide messenger RNA. The record is from the annotation of a GenBank genome assembly. NCBI's taxonomy places the organism in Eukaryota, Viridiplantae, Streptophyta, Magnoliopsida, Solanales, Convolvulaceae.
CCAAGGUGAGGUCAUUACAAGAUGACAGACAACUUCCCUGUGGAUAUGGGGUUACAUAGGUCCUGUUCUUAGUCCUUUCCUGUUUGCUUUGGUAAAUGGUGUUCUGACGCAAAAUCCUCAUUGACAAGACAGAAGAUGGAGUCAGCAAUAUGUUUGAAGCAUGAAGAGUUUAAACUGAGCAGGACUAGGACUAAGACUGAGUACGUAGAAUAUUGCUUCAGUGGUAUAUGGUCCCAGUUGGAAGUGGAAGUGAGGAUUGAUUCACAUUCAGUGCCUAAAAGGGACACAGUUCUGAUACUUUGGAUCUAUCAUUCAGAACAAAGGGGGAGGUAGAUGGAGAUGUUGUUCAUCACAUUGGUGUCGCUUGGCCAAAGUGGAAUCUUGCUUGAGGUGUCUUUUGCAAGAAGAGGAUGUUGACAAAUCUGGAUGGGAAGUUUUAUUGGACAAUAAGCUACUCACCUUUGGAGUCUACAAGUGACAAAUACGAGCAUGCUGAGAUGCACAUGUGGUUUUAAAGCUGCAGUAAGCUAGAUUGAGACGGUUUGCACUUUUGCCUCUAAAGAACCCUAGAUCCAAUCUUCCUUCCCAUUUUGUCCCCCUCUCGAGAACCCUAGCAUCAUAGUCUUUUCUCUCUGCAUUUCUUUAGUUUCAUUCUUUUCAUAUGGAUUCAGUGGCUGUCUGUUUCCUCUAUGUUAUUCCCAAAAUUGAGAUCCAAUGUGAAGGGGCCUACGCUGGCUAGGAGGACGACAACUCUUUCAAUGUCAACCAUGGUUAUCAAUGGGACAAGUCGAGUCAAGUCGGUGGAGAAGAGACUUGUGGACUAGUCGUAGACUAGUCGACAAAUUACAGUUCAGUGGAAUGUGUGUCAUGCAUUGAGCAACUUGUUUUUAAAUGAAAUGUUAAAUUUGCAAGAUAUGGACUGAGAGUGUCAGCUCCCUGUUUUGGAUUUUUGCAACCAUUCGACGAGAUGACUAUUGUUUUCUGACGCUAGAACUUCCUGCGUAUGGAUCGCCUAUGCCUAACCACCGUCUCUGUUGCCGUUGCCUUCAGAUCUGGAAUACUACCUGGAGAUCAACGACUGAAAUUGAAACGAGUAAGUAAUAAAAAGUGUAAUCUACCUUGUUUAAAACUACAUCAAAAGUCCUAUAAAACUAGAAGUAAUCAGAAUAUUUUAUUUUAUCAAAUAAUCAAUGAGAAUAUGCAUACAAACAUAAAUUAUCGAGAGGCCGUAACAGUAACUUGGAAAAUUAAUUGGGGUUUGAUAAAUUACUCUUUACUUUUUUUUUGAUCAACAAGGCUGGGGAGACCCCGAGCUAGUAGCCUCGUGGAGUGGUGGUAGUGUGUCGCGUAGUAGUGACCCUCAUCAUUUCGUCAGUACUCAAGUUUUCCAAAUCUGCAGUAGGGACCUCAAACAUUCUCCAUGAAAUGUCUUGAAAAGCCCCAAGGUUAGCUAGACGAUCCGCGACCUUGUUUUGUUCCUGCAAGAUGGCUCUAAAGCUGAUUUUAUGGAAUCAGUCAGUCCAACUCUUUAUUGUUAUAAUAGUAUCGCUGAUGGGUCCCCUCAAACUCGUCGAUCUUGUAAUCCAAUUGACAACUUCUCUAGUGUCUGACUGCACCUCAAGAUCCCUCACCCCUCUACCCCAUGCCCAUCGGAUGACUUUCUCAAUGGCUUUAGCCUCGAUUUCCUCGAUGUUAUUUGGUCUAGUUCUAUAGGAAAAAACCGCCAAGCCAUUCUCCGCUAUUGUUGCGAAUGACUCCGCCGCACCCCGCCCUGUUUGCCAUAACUUUAUUGCUUCCAUCAACAUUAAGAGUGAAUUCAUGAUCAACUGCCGGAUUCCAUUUUAGCCGAGGAUCUCUUGUAUUCAUCAAAGAGGGAGUUGAUAUAUAAUGUCAAGAUUUGAAUCCCUACUUUUAAGAGGUGUGAUCCUUGCGCUUAUUUGGAUUGGGAUAAUAAAAAUUGAGUGUCUUUGUUGGUAUGAAUAUUUUGAUAUUAAGAAGUUGAGGACUAGUUACAGAGUUUAUGGAGUAUGUGGUGGCUUGGUAAGAUGAAUUGGUUUUAGAAGCGCGUAGUUGAAGGUGAUUAUGAAAAGAUUUGUUCCUAGUUAUUAUUCCAAGGAACUAUAUGUUCCUCUCACACUUAGAAAUGUGGCACAAGAAUCUUUUUUUACUAAUGGUGGGAGCCAAGCAUGCACAUGAUAGGGAGCCUCGUGAAGCCACUAUGGUGCAUUUCAUCAAGGGCGAUAGUGACAAUGGUAAGGACAUGGGGUGUGACGCCAGUUGCGGCGUUGCCCAAAUUGUGACAGCAGCACAGGUGACUAUGGCCAGGGCGGUGUGGGUAGCAGUUCAGAUAAUAAAAAUAGGGGGUUUCGAACUUUCGAACUAGUGCCCUAGCGACUAGGCUCCUCCGACUAACAACAUUGCUCCUCCUAAGCUCGGGCUGCUUGGCGACGGUGGCCGGCCUCUUCCACGGAGGCUACUAGAUGUGACGGUGGUUGUGAAUCCAAGGAGAAGAAGAGAAGAGACAUUACAACUUUGGUUGGGACUUGCUUCUGAAUGGCGGCGAGUUCCUCCUGUGUGCCGCGGCGGCGGCAAGCAUCAUGAGUCAAAGAAGACGGAAGUUGAUUGAUCAAUUCUAUUAAAUGCAUUUAUUUAAUUUGGGUAUGCUUUUGUAGAUGCACUGGAGUGGCGCAUGCAGUGGUGAUUAGUUUGGGCGGAGAUAAUUUAGUUUAUAACUCCUAUUUAGGGGAGUUUAAGUUUCAACUCCUAUUUAGGGAAUUGACAUCUCUUUUACUCCUAUUUUGGUCCUUCUCCCUAACUAUUUUACAACAUAUCAAGUAAUUCUACUUUGCUUAACAAAUGGUUGCGAUAAAA